Gekko japonicus is the source of this 869-nucleotide messenger RNA. RefSeq names its product EF-hand calcium-binding domain-containing protein 4B-like. Bases 1 to 852 code for a protein of 283 amino acids. The transcript has 7 exons. The record is from RefSeq and is a predicted model, not a curated record. Gene Ontology annotation, molecular function: calcium ion binding. Lineage: Eukaryota; Metazoa; Chordata; Lepidosauria; Squamata; Gekkonidae.
AUGGCGAGGCACCUUGGUGGUGGUGACAGCACAGGGAUGGCAAAUGGGGAGCACUUAGCCGUCACGGCACAUAGGGAGCAUUUUGUCCUGCCUCCGCUCCUAUUCCAGACCCACACCGCUUUCUCAGAUGAUCCCGUGAUUACAACUGUGAAGAUGAAUAGACACUCUACUUCCCCUGGGCCACAAGGAGGUCAAGCAAAGAGCAAAGUGGAGAAUGAAGACUCAGUAGCACAACUGAAUAUUUUCACAAAAGCACAGGAAUUCUUUCGGGUUUGUGAUGUGGAAGGCAAAGGGUUCAUAACUCGCCAUAACAUGCAGAGACUUCAUGGAGAAUUACCCCUUAGCUUAGAAGAACUGGAGAAAGUAUUUGAUACACUGGAUGCAGAUGGCAAUGGUUCACUUACUCCAGAGGAAUUCACCUCAGGAUUCAGCCAGUUUUUGCUUGGGCAAAACGUAUCAGUCUCUGAAGUGCAAGGCUAUGGAACUGAAAGCAUGCAUCAGUCCAAAUGGACAGGAAACUGGAAGGACAGCAAUGAGGAGGAAGACGAAGAUCAUCAGUUUUCAAAUCUUAUGGGGAAGCUUGGUGCUAAUAAGGUCUUAGAAGAUGAGAAUGAUGUGAAGAAACUCUGGUCAAAGCUGAGGAAAGAUGAGCCCCAUUUACUUUCCAGUUUUGAAGAAUUCCUAGCAAGAGUUUUCUCCCAGCUUCAAGAAGCCGACCAUGAGAAGAAUGAAUUGGAGUCUGCCCUGAGAAAGAAAAUUGCUGCCUAUGAUGAAGAAAUUCACUACCUCUAUGAAGAAAUGGAACAGCAGAUCAAAAAUGAGAAAGAGAAAUUCCUCCUGAAAGUCUUGUGACUGCCUAGACAACUCCC